CUCUGUCUCUGAUUUCUGCACUGCCGAAAUGUAUAUGCAUAACACCGAACGCCAGAGCUGUGCGAUACCGCUCAUUCAAAGCGCACCGAGGACCUCGAAAAGGACGUACGAGCGCGCUAAGCCGCCAGAGAAGCACAACGGCGGCAUCACUCCAGAUCUCGACGAGCUGAUCCGGCUCGCCUUCUCUACGUUUGCGGACAGCAUACGUUUCGGGGCUUAAGCUGCUUGCGGAAGAGCACUGCGUGGCUGGCCCUCGCUGGAGCUGCGUUUUCUACCCCGGCCUUCCUGCUGGACCUUUGACCAGCGAUGGACGGACCGCCUUCGCCUGCCGCUAAAGCCGCGAUAGCGGACGCAGUGAGCGAUUUGAGGUUGGAGCAUGCGAUUGCGAUCUCGAUGGUCGCACUCUUCAUGUACGACUACUUAAUAACCAUCGAAGAAGAGGUCGACGCCAUUUGGAAGCAACCACGAAGCCUGGCAUCUAUCCUGUUCUUCAUCAACCGUUACUACUCCUUAUUGGAAAUAUUUGCCGUGGCCCUGAUAUCCUUCAACUCCGCAUGGAGCGGCAAGGUAUGUUCCCACUUCGUGCGAUUUCAAGGGGCAGGUUCGUUGGCAGGUGUCAUAGUUGGCGAAGCUCUCAUGAUACUUCGCGUAUACGCGCUAUACGGGAGCUGCUAUUGGAUCCUACUCCCCCUAUCGCUCUUCCUUUGCGUUCAAUUAGCACUAACAAGCGCCGCGCUGGCGCAAGGCAUUCCGACGCCCGUGCCUAUGGGGUGCUAUUUGUCGGGCAGGACCAGCUUCUUCUCCGUGACUUGGCUUGCGCCGUUGGUGAUGGACAGCGUCAUAUUCGCCCUCACUUUGUGGCGUCUGAGAGAUUAUCUUCGCAGGAAGUCGGUUAAUGGCGCGAUCGCACUCUGCCUACGAGACGGGCUAGGGUAUUUUCUCAUCGUCUUUGCCAUCAACCUCGUCAACACGGUGCUCUUCCUUCACGCCCGACCUUCGAGGAAGGCGUUGUUUGCGCCUGUUAGUCAGAUCAUCACUUCCAUCGUCGUCUCUCGCUUGGUUCUCAACCUCAAGCAACUGGACGUUACGAGCGAGCACCGACACAGUAUCUCCGGGACCCGUUCUGCCUCUUCCGCACUCGUCUUCGGGAAGACGGUGCUGGACACGAUGCCGUCCCUCGGCACUUCCUCUGAAGACGCCCCCAUGUCGCCGAACGACAUUGAUACGGUCGCGGCACCCGCCUUCGGUCCCUAUCAGCAUAGCGCAUCGAUACCGCUCGGUGAUCUCGAAGGUGGACGCGAACAUAGGGUUCGGUUCCGAUGACGACGGGACUCUGCGUGAUAUAGUACAUCGUGUGCUAUCCGAUCCGGCAGAAAACAAGAAUGAACG
Punctularia strigosozonata HHB-11173 SS5 is the source of this 1389-nucleotide messenger RNA. RefSeq lists its product as uncharacterized. The record is from RefSeq and is a predicted model, not a curated record. NCBI's taxonomy places the organism in Eukaryota, Fungi, Basidiomycota, Agaricomycetes, Corticiales, Punctulariaceae. Bases 307 to 1323 code for a protein of 338 amino acids. The transcript has 10 exons.